Messenger RNA from Solea solea (common sole), 2701 nucleotides. It is a transcript of the gene pgm5, whose product is annotated as phosphoglucomutase 5. Bases 284 to 1987 code for a protein of 567 amino acids. Gene Ontology annotation, biological process: carbohydrate metabolic process; striated muscle tissue development; myofibril assembly. Lineage: Eukaryota; Metazoa; Chordata; Actinopteri; Pleuronectiformes; Soleidae. Gene Ontology annotation, cellular component: sarcolemma; cell-substrate junction; cytosol. The transcript is spliced from 11 exons. Gene Ontology annotation, molecular function: magnesium ion binding; phosphoglucomutase activity. The record is from RefSeq and is a predicted model, not a curated record.
GUGUGUGUGUGUGUGUGACAGGCAGCAGCAGAGCAGUGGAGGCUUUAGCUGUGUGUGAACUUCACCAGUGAGGGAUGCAGCUCUCCAUGUAGAGGAGCAUUUCUUUGUUGAGACAAUACAUCUUUUAGAGAACAUAAAACAUACUUAAAAUAAGUGGUUUUACAGAUUGCAGGACUCCCUCUUUUUUUUUUCUUUUUUUUUCUCCCCACUUUGGAAUCUUGUUCCAGCCUCAGCCAAAACUCCACACCUCACUUCAGGCUUCUGUUGGAUCCCGACGAGGAGGAUGGAGACGAGUCCCAUCCCUGUGGUGACGGUCCAAACCGCCCCCUUCGACGACCAGCGGCCCGGCACCAACGGGCUACGGCGGAAGACUGCGGUUUUCGAGGGCAAGAAGAACUACCUGCAGAACUACAUCCAGAGCCUCCUGUCCUCCAUCGACCUGCGGGACCGACAGGGCUGCACCAUGGUGGUGGGCAGCGACGGCCGCUACUUCAGCCGAGCUGCCACCGAGGUCAUCGUGCAGAUGGCAGCAGCCAACGGGAUUGGUCGUCUCGUAAUCGGCCACAACGGUCUCCUGUCCACCCCAGCUGUUUCCUGCAUCAUCAGGAAGAUCAAGGCCAUUGGUGGCAUCAUCCUCACGGCGAGUCACAACCCAGGAGGCCCCGGCGGAGACUUUGGAAUCAAGUUCAACGUGGCAAACGGGGGGCCGUCUCCGGAUACAGUGAUGGAGAAGAUCCACCAGGUGAGUCGAACACUCGAGGAGUAUGCCAUCUGCCCCGAUCUCCGCAUUGACCUCUCCAGGCUGGGAAGACAAGAAUUUGACCUGGAGAACAAGUUCAAACCUUUCAGAGUGGAGAUUGUCGACUCAGUUGAGGUCUACCUACAGCUGCUGCGGAAUAUCUUUGACUUCAGCGCCAUUAAAAGUCUCCUGACAGGACCAGAUCAAGUAAAGAUACACAUAGAUGCAAUGAAUGGAGUGAUGGGCCCCUAUGUACGUAGGAUCCUGUGUGAUGAGUUGGGGGCCCCAGCUAACUCCGCGGUGAACUGUGUUCCUCUGGAGGACUUCGGGGGCUGCCCUCCAGAGCCCAGCCUGACUUAUGCCACCGCUCUGGUCGAGGCCAUGAAAGGAGGCGAAUUUGGCUUUGGAGCUGCAUUUGAUGCAGAUGGGGACCGGUACAUGAUCCUCGGAGGAAACGGCUUCUUCGUGAACCCAUCUGACUCAGUGGCCAUCAUGGCCGCCAACCUCUCCGCCAUCCCCUACUUUAGACAGCAUGGCGCCAGAGGCUUUGCCAGGAGUAUGGCCACCAGCACCGCCCUUGACAGAGUCGCCAAAGCCAUGAAACUGGCACUUUACGAAACGCCAACGGGUUGGAGAUACUUUGGAAACCUGAUGGAUUCUGGCCGUUGUUCCCUUUGUGGGGAGGAGAGCUUUGGGACAGGUUCAGAUCACAUUCGUGAGAAAGAUGGUCUGUGGUCAGUGCUGGUGUGGUUGUCCAUCAUGGCAGCGAAGAAGCAGGGCGUGGAGCAGAUUGUCCGAGAGCACUGGGCCAGGCUUGGACGCAACUACUUCUGCAGGUUUGACUAUGAAGGUCUGGAUCCCCGCGGAGCUUUUUACCUGAUGAGGGACCUGGAAGCAGUCAUUUCAGACAAAGCGUUCACCAGUCAGAAGUUUGCCGUCGGUGACCACAUAUACAGCGUUGAGAGGGCUGACAACUUUGAGUACAUCGACCCUGUGGAUGGAUCUGUGGCCCGAAACCAGGGUUUGAGGAUCAUCUUCACUGACGCGUCACGCCUGGUGUUUCGGAUGAGUGGGAGUGGGGGAGGGACAGGCGCCACCGUCCGCAUUUAUGCCGAGAGCUUUGAGAGAGACCCUGAGAGACACGACAGAGAGACACAGGUGGUGCUCGGGCCUCUGAUCGCCAUCGCACUGAAGAUCUCCAGCAUCCACGAGAGGACAGGUCGCCGUGGACCUAAUGUCAUUACAUGAGCAAGCAUGACAACACACACACACACACGUAAAUAUACAAACACUCACAUUCACAGUCAUCUACUUGUAUCACGCAGGCUAAAAUGGCUUUGUUGUUUGUUUUGUUUUUUUAAAUGUGCCUUCUCUGUAGCUUCAGUUUCAUUAUUUCUUUAAAUGUCAACUAAAGUGAGUGAGCCUAUUGUGACUGCUGCAGUUUAUUUUUAAAAACAAGAAAAUGUCAUGAGUGUUGCACAUUAUUAUCGGUUUAUUGAUCGGCUGUGUGGAACAGUGUCAGUAUCAGAAAACAAAGAAGGCUAUUUAAUUAUCUUGACGGACAAAUCAUGAAAACAAAAGAAAAACAAGUCAUCAGUGCGCAGACUGACAUUUAACGUUCUGCCUUGCUUGAAAGUCCUAAGAGAAAAUGUUUUGUUAAUCCACACUGAUGUUUUUUUUAAUCACCUCUCAUGUUGCUCGUACCUUAUACAGUCUGUCAGUGUUUGUCUUCAUUUUCAUGCAGAAAUAGAAAUGGUUUUGUGUCAAAGCUUAUUGUUUCUCUAUGAAGAAGUGGGAAAUCAUCUGCAGCCCGAGGACAGAAAUAUAAACUAAUGUCGCUUCAAAGAGGAAAAAAAAUAAAUAUUGUUAGUUUAAAACUUUGGGAAAAAUACAGUACGUAACCAUCUAAGAUAUAUUUCUUUUCCUUUUUUUAAAAAUCCAAAUAAACGUUCUGUGUGUAUA